Halteromyces radiatus is the source of this 497-nucleotide messenger RNA. RefSeq lists its product as uncharacterized. The record is from RefSeq and is a predicted model, not a curated record. The coding region runs from base 175 to 447 and encodes 90 amino acids. The transcript has a single exon. Lineage: Eukaryota; Fungi; Mucoromycota; Mucoromycetes; Mucorales; Cunninghamellaceae.
AUAUCAUCUUAUUUUUUUUUCUUUCUUUCUUAGGUAUAUAAUCGAACUUCCUUCCAACAUACCAAAUUACAUGGUCAUAUUGAUUCUGUUAACACGUUACAACAUAAGAACAAUAUAUUGGCUAGUGGAGGAAAAGACAAGGUGGUGAAACUAUGGUCAAUGUAGUAUAAAUAGAUGUAUUUAGUUUUAGAACAAUAUUUUUCUCCCGUCUCUUCAUAUGAUUGUACUUUUUUUUUGAUUUAUUUUAUUUUAUUUGAUUUUAUUUAUUUAUUUUACCAACCAUUAUGUGGUCUUGAUAAACCCAUUCUUCUUACCCCCUUUCAUCGUGUUUUAUAUAUUCAUCUUUAUUUUUGUCAUGCAAUAAUGUUUGAUUUUUCUUUGACUCAAAAUAAAAAAAAAAUAAUCUUAUGUAUAUCAUAUCAUUACAGUCAUCCAUCAAUGCAUUAACCAUUUAAUAUCUUCUAAUAAAAUCCAAGAUGUGAGAGUUCCAAAAAAAA